Eutrema salsugineum is the source of this 732-nucleotide messenger RNA. RefSeq lists its product as uncharacterized. The record is from RefSeq and is a predicted model, not a curated record. Gene Ontology annotation, molecular function: nucleic acid binding; zinc ion binding. Bases 1 to 732 code for a protein of 243 amino acids. NCBI's taxonomy places the organism in Eukaryota, Viridiplantae, Streptophyta, Magnoliopsida, Brassicales, Brassicaceae. The transcript is spliced from 2 exons.
AUGGAGGAACCGCCUGGUCAGAAACUUUCGAUCCACAAGGUGCCGGAGGAUUACAAGAAGGACAUCGCGGUCGAUUUCCUUGAAGGGGAUGCACAUAACUGGUGGGUCUCAGUGGAAAAGCGCUCGGGAGGUAUAGACACUUUUGCCGAGUUUGAGGAGGAGUUCAACCAGAAGUACUUUCCCUCAGAAGCUUGGGAUAGACUUGAACAGCAAUUCUUGGAUUUAACACAAGGAAACCGGACUGUCCGAGAGUACAAGGUGGAAUUCACCCGUCUUCGAUGGUGUGUUGGAGGGGAAUUGAUGAAGGAGGAUACACAGAUCCGUAUUGAGGAAGAAAAUAAGGAAAGAGCCCCAACACGUCCCAACCUGGUGAGUAAGAUCGUGGAUAACAGGAAACGGAAAUGGGAUCAGGUCAGUGAAGGCGGUCAAGCCUCGGCUAAACAAGGGGAAUGUGCGACUUGCGGAAAGAAGCACGGGGGUACAUGCUGGAAAAUGGAUGGAGCAUGUGCCAAGUGCGGAAGCAAGAACCACACGGUUCAAAGCUGUCCACGGAUUGAGCAAGGGCAGCUCAGGGUUAAAAAUGAGGAAAGAUCCUGUUUCUAUUGCGGGAAGGCCGGACAUUUCAAGAAAGAAUGUCCUAAGCUGCAAGCUGAAAUACGGAUGGAACAAAGGGGAAACCGUAGCGGGGACACACAGCAAGUUAAGAGACAGGCUGUGGCACCCCGGGUUUAG